AUGGAAUCAAUAGACAACAACCAAUUUGAGCUGAAACCUGUAAAGAACAAACGGAAGAUAGCAGCACCUUGCCCAAACGCGUACCUGAAUCCAGCGCUGGAUCUCCUUGUGAACGAAGACCCUAUGUGUAACACAGCCAUGGAAAUAGUACCAAAUAAGAAACGAAAACGUACAAGAAGUUGCAGUGAUAUAACCACAUUUGAAAAUUGUGCAUUAGAUUUAGGUGCAAAUAAGGUACAUGUGAAUGAAUUCUUAGCUCGUGAGCUAGACAAUGUUAAAAAGAAUGUUAGACUGAACCAUGCAGAGGAAACUGCAACAAAUAGUGAUGUUAAUGAACCGGUUUAUAGUAAUGUAAAUAUUGUACGACCCUUGUCAGUUAAUAGUUCAGUGAACUCAUCUGUAAAUCUGUCACAAAAAGUUCAGUUGCAUAGUAUACAAAAUAAUGCAACACAGGAUAUAAUUUGUACUGAAACUUCAGUGCCAAACAAUAACACAAUGGAUAUUUCUUUAGCUAACGAAGAUAUAGACUCAGGUAUAUCAGUAUUAGAUCAAAAAUCUUUAAAUGAAAACAUAAAUGUAUUAUCACCAAUAACUAACAUUGAGACGAACAUCACUAACCAAGUAUUUGUAAACAAUAUGAAUAAUUCCAGUAAUUUGAAUCUCAGUUUCAUAGACAGACUCGCUUUAGAGUCACCCAACUUGUCAAACCAAUCUUUGUUUUAUGAUGAUGACUUGAAUGAGAGUAAUAUUAUGGAAAUUAAAACUAUAACAAUUAUAACCAAGAAGAAAAGGGUUUGUAACAAUAAAAAUACAAAUCCAUUUUUAGAUCCUAACUUAGUUAACACAGUUCAAAGCGUAACUAGUCAAAAUCCAUUUUUAAACUUAGAUGAAACCAAACCAGAGUUAGAAUACAAUGAUGAUGUUUUGAAUAGACCUGCUAUAGCUCCAGUGCCAUUUGAAAAGGUGCUAGAGCCCCGUCGAUUAUUUGGAGACACAAACAGCACCAUAUCAACUGUAAAUGAAUCUCUGGAUGGUCAUCAUGAAUAUGAGAAUGUAGAUAAUUAUAGAUCUGAAAGCCCUCUAUAUGAAAAUAUUGAAGAAGUGAAUGAUUUCAACAAACAAAGCAGAAUUCUUGGUCAUGAUGUUUCACAUUUCAGUGCAGUUGAUAUUAUGAACUUAAACAAAAACUCCCAACAAAAUUGUACUAAUGAAUCCAAUGACAGUAAAAAUAAUAAAUCUAAAAGUUCAUUUUUAAAAGUUGGUAAUAAAUUGUCCAAAAAAGUUUUUAAAACAUUAAAAAAGACAUUCAAAGGAGAAAAAUCUGAGAACAAUAUAAGCUUAAACCCUUAUGAAGUGCCAAGAAAAGCUUCUAAACCGACUACUGCACCCAAAGAAACAGGUAUAGAAAAUCCUGCUUUAAAUUUAGACAAUUCUGAUGAGAUUGAGAUAGAAGAAAUUGAUGAUGAACAUCAAUAUGAAACAGUCAAAACACUAAGAAACACACACCUUAAUAUGAAUAUCACUCCAUUAAAAGAACGCAAUGAUAAUGCAGACAUAUCUCAUAAUAAAACCAAUACUCCAGGAAAGAAGGUCCGGUUUGAUUCCACUCUGAAUCAAGAGAAAGUUAUUACAGGAAAUAGCUUUGACUAUGAUAUACAAAGUCCAGGGUUUGAUGUCAAGUUGGACAAGUAUCAUGAUGAGUUAGAGAACUGUAUAAAUGAAAGAAAGUUUUUGCAACAGAAUAUGUGA
Messenger RNA from Arctia plantaginis, 1749 nucleotides. The record is from the annotation of a GenBank genome assembly. Lineage: Eukaryota; Metazoa; Arthropoda; Insecta; Lepidoptera; Erebidae.